Molecule: messenger RNA, 324 nt
Organism: Lachancea meyersii CBS 8951
Lineage: Eukaryota; Fungi; Ascomycota; Saccharomycetes; Saccharomycetales; Saccharomycetaceae
Source: the annotation of a GenBank genome assembly
AUGAUACGUCACUUUCAUUCGGCCGCCCGCUUAGCCAAUUGCUCGAGCAUACGUCUGACGCUGUUUUCGAAGAACAACUGCGGUCUCUGUGACAAAGCUAAAGAAGUCGCUAUUCUGGUCGUUAAUAAUAAACAGCGAUUUAAUGGUUUACAGCUCGCUCUAGUCGACAUAGACGAGCCUCAAAACAAAGAGUGGUGGAACAAAUACUGCAUGGACGUCCCAGUGCUGCAUGUUGAAAACACACAGAAACCGGACACAGUUUCAAAAGUGUUCCAUCGACUAGAUCUUAAGCAACUUGAGCAAAAGAUUGAGGAGUUGAAGUGA